Strongylocentrotus purpuratus (purple sea urchin) is the source of this 2384-nucleotide messenger RNA. RefSeq names its product NADH dehydrogenase (ubiquinone) complex I, assembly factor 6 (gene ndufaf6). The record is from RefSeq and is a predicted model, not a curated record. The transcript is spliced from 7 exons. Gene Ontology annotation, cellular component: mitochondrion. NCBI's taxonomy places the organism in Eukaryota, Metazoa, Echinodermata, Echinoidea, Camarodonta, Strongylocentrotidae. Gene Ontology annotation, biological process: biosynthetic process; mitochondrial respiratory chain complex I assembly. Bases 86 to 991 code for a protein of 301 amino acids.
UGUAAGUAACCAUACAAGAUGGCAGCUUCUAUGAACUCAGAACAAUCUUGACUUGUUACUUAUUUGUGCCAGUGGUUAUUCAAGCAUGUUUAGCUUCCCUCGACAGUGUUGCAAGCAUAUCGGCUUAUCUCGUCGAUAUUGUUCAAGAAAUGUUAGAGAUGGUCAAUAUUGCUUAGACCUCGUAAGGAAACAAGAUUAUGAAGGAUUCCUAGUAUCUCUUCUCAUGCCUGACACAUCACGCUCUGCUGCGAUUACUCUCCGAGCUUUCAAUGCUGAACUAGCUUCAGUCAGGGAUUCUGUCUCAAAUGUUCACAUUGGUAAAAUGAGACUCCAGUUUUGGAAAGAUGGUCUAGAAAACAUUUAUGCAGGGAAACCAUCUCAUCAACCUAUUGCCAAGGAACUCUUCAAAGCAGUCAAUCGACAUAAGCUAUCAAAGAGAUGGUUAUCACAGAUGAUAAAGGAACGAGAGAAUACCUUAGAAGAUAAACCUUUUCCCAGUGUGGCUGAUGUGGAAACUUAUGCAGAAAAUACCUCUUCCUCGUUGCUCUACCUCGUGCUUCAGUCAUUAGGUAUUCAAGACGUGCAUGCAGACCAUGCUGCUAGUCACAUAGGAAAAUCUCAAGGCAUUGUCAACUUGAUCAGGGGGAUACCCCUCCUAGCUCAGAGGAGGGAUGUUCUCAUUCCAAUGGAACUCACAAUAAAGUAUGACCUAUCACAAGAGGACAUUAUCCGGGGCAACAGGUGUCAGGACAUGAAGGAUAUGACCUUUGAAUUAGCUAGUCUUGCAAAUUCACAUCUUAUACAUGCUCGUGAGCUGAAGAAGGACGUUACACCUGGUGCUAUCCCAGCAUUCCUUGCCACUGCUCCACUUGAAUCCUACCUUAAGAGAAUUCAGCGAGCGGACUUUGACGUCUUUCAUCGAUCUCUCUCAAAUAGAUAUCCACUCCUCCCAGCUAAAAUCUGGCUCCAGAACUUCAGGAAAACUUACUGAAUUUGCUUGUGACACAGAAUGUCUGUAACCCAGCCAUGUAUGGCUCAUGAUCUAGGCCCAGUCUGAUUGACAAUAUGACAUGGUUCAACCUUAAAGAUAACCCGACAUAUCAAAGAGUUUUUUGUCUGAUGGUUCAAAUAGCUUCAAAAGUUCCCCAAAGUCACUGAAUGAACUUCUAAGAAAAGCUGCAAGUUUUCAAAGAAUAUUUCAUUGUUUCUGGAGGAGAUAGUACACAUAUUAAAUCAAGUCAAAGAAAAUGUUCAAUUUUGCAUGACUCUGUGUACUCUUUCAUAUGAAGGCCACUUAACUUUAUACUUGCAGAUCCUUGGAUUUCAGGGUUUAAGUGUAGAAAUCAUCCAAGACACAGAAAUAUAUGUACCAGUACUGUUACUACAAAUUCUCGUUAUAACAAGGUAAUGUUGCUGAUCUCACUUCUUUCUAUUCAGAGAUGCCAAGUUCAAAGAUCGGCAAUGCGUGACAUUUUCAUGAUUCGGCGCGCAAGUGCGCGUGCGAGGGUAUAACACACGUAUAAGGUAUAGCUUUUUUUCAAAAUCUAGCGGGCGCGUUGUGCAUAAGAGCAUUUUCAGACCUUCGAAAUGCGUGAUGUCACGCCUAAUGCGUGAUACGUGGUAGCUCUGUCUAUUCUAUUGUUGUGUUUAGCCCUGAUCUGAAGAAGUUCUGUUAUAUAUAAGUUUCUAUUUUUUGCCCCAAGGCAUUUGUAAUUAGGUGUCACUGUAAUGAUAUACUGUUUUUACAACUUCAAAUAUUAUCAGAGUUUAAAUCACAAGUUAAGUCAGGUUUGCAUGCCUUUGAAUUUAGAAGAAAAACAACAACUUUGAAUUGCAUACUCUUUCAUGAUUUAUAACAUAUCAUUUAUAUCAAGAUCUUUUAUUAUUUUAAUAUGUGUACCGGUACUGCUAGUAAGUACAUGUAGUACACCAUCGAACCAAAGAUUUUUUCUUCCAUUACUGACGUUGUAUAAUGUGAACAGAGUUUGUAGAACAUGAAUUCUGGUAGAUGAUCUAAUUAGUCAUUGUACACCAACAUAUUAUCUACCUAAAAUUUUUUCUUCAGAGCAGCAAUUGUGCAACUUUCUGCUGUACUUUUUAAGACAUUCAUAUACUGUAUAAUCAGAAACUUACACUACAUGAAUCUUUUAUGAUUUGUAAAUCACUAGUUUUUUCUCGGUUUGUUUAACUGCGACUGAUUAAUUUCAUGGCAUUAAAACUGUAGUGAAUCUGCACCACUCACAAACACUGCCAACAUGUCAUGCGUGCACAGGUUUAUGGCAUUACAGUAAACAUUUUCCUGUUUUGUGUUCUUUUUAAUUAACUAUAGUAUUUAUUUUGUACAGUAUACAAACAAAUGAAUAAAUGAACAACUUUAAAUAGAA